Molecule: messenger RNA, 1188 nt
Organism: Zootermopsis nevadensis
Lineage: Eukaryota; Metazoa; Arthropoda; Insecta; Blattodea; Termopsidae
Source: RefSeq, a predicted model, not a curated record
AUGCAAAGUUACUUGCUUCUGUGUUAUGCGUUCAUCUGGGUUCUCUGUAACCGGCUUGUACUUAUACACUGUGCGUUCACGGAUGUGACAAAAACAACAGACUUUUAUGAAUUUGAGUCUAGUGGCAAUGAGUUAUUUUACAAUGCUGGACAUAGAAGCAGAAAAAGGCUCAAAGAAACGGGUUCAAAACUGGAGAACUCUAUUUUAAAAUCAAAAGUAGAAGUGCUAGGAGAAGUAUUUAAGAAACAUGUAAACAGCCUCAGAGCAGCAGAUAAUAAGCAGGUUGAGCUAGUGUUUCUUGUGGAUUCUUCUGCCAGCGUGGGUCAAGAUAAUUUUGAGAGCGAGCUGAAGUUUGUUCGGAAGCUGCUUGCAGAUUUUACCGUAUCGGAGAAUGCUACACAUGUGUCUGUGAUUGCAUAUUCAUCCCCUGACAAUGUGGUACGUUACAUCGAUCAUAUCACUUCCCCUUCGCGUACAAAUCACAAAUGUGGCCUCUUGCAUUAUGAACUACCAAAUAUUAAGUACACUGGUGGUGGGACAUAUACCAGAGGAGCUUUACUUGAAGCUCAGGCUGUGCUGCAGCAUGGCCGUCGAGAUUCACGACGUGCCCUUUUCCUCAUUACUGAUGGCUUCUCAAAUGGAGGUGAUCCUUUGCCAGUAGCACGUGAACUUAAGGAGCAAGGUGUUACCAUAUUUACAUUUGGGAUACGUAAUGGUAACACAAAAGAGCUCUAUGACAUGGCAUCACAACCUGGAGAAGAAUAUUCAUAUAUCCUAGACAGUUUUGGAGAAUUUGAAGCCUUAGUUAGGAGAGCAUUACAUCAAGAUCUUAAGGCUGGCAGUUAUCAGCCCUUGAACAACUUUUCAUUCUGUGACUCACUGUGCUCUGCCAGAUCGGACUGCUGCGACAAAUUGGCCUCUUGCAGUUGUGGGACUCAUACAGGACACUUCUCUUGCCUGUGCCCCCCUGGGUACUAUGGUUCUGGACUCGCUAGUUCUUGCAAACUUUGUCCAAAUGGAACAUACUCAUUAGGAUUAGUUCCUGGAGAUGUCUCUGUAUGUGUGCCCUGUCCUGACCUAAACCAUAUGACACUCGGACCAGCAAGUUCUGUCCGGGAUUGUCAGUGCAAGAAGAGCUUUGUUUCCAUUGGUGACCAAUGUAAAGGUAAGAAUGUGGAGUCCUAUUAA